Penicillium nucicola is the source of this 1527-nucleotide messenger RNA. RefSeq lists its product as uncharacterized. Gene Ontology annotation, molecular function: carbohydrate:proton symporter activity. Gene Ontology annotation, biological process: transmembrane transport; carbohydrate transport. Gene Ontology annotation, cellular component: membrane. The transcript is spliced from 5 exons. The record is from RefSeq and is a predicted model, not a curated record. Bases 1 to 1527 code for a protein of 508 amino acids. Lineage: Eukaryota; Fungi; Ascomycota; Eurotiomycetes; Eurotiales; Aspergillaceae.
AUGGCGAAUUUGAAAGACUUGCGCUCUUUUGGCCAGGUCCCCUGGAACCUGAUAAUGGCAAUCCUUGUCAUCAACGUCAGUGUAUUCAGUUUUGGAUUUGAUCAGAGUGUCUUUUCCACCAUACAGGCAAUGGAUGCAUACGAGAAACGAUUCGGAACCUACGAUCAUAAAACCGAGACAUGGGGAUUCACGGCCGAGCACUUAUCUUUCUUGAACUCUUUCGGCCUCCCUGCCAAAUGUGUAGGCGCUGUUAUGGGUCUACUAUUUGCCGAAAGACUAGGCAGAAGACCAUCCUACAUUGCCAUGCAGUUCAUCGUGAUCAUCGGUAUUGCGGUCAGCUAUAGUGCUCAGACGUUUGGACAGGCUCUUGCAGGCAGAAUUAUUGUCCAAUGCUUCGUGGGCUGGGAUAAUUUCUUAGCGCCGAUGUUCCUCGCUGAGAUCAGUCCCACGUUUCUUCGAGGAGGUAUCGUGGUGAUUUAUGUCUUUGCGCAUAUUCUGGGAUCCUUGAUUUGCUCUUUUAUUACUCUUGCCACGGCGAAGUAUGAAGGGGAUUCCUCGUGGCAGAUACCCUUAGCUUCGAUGUUUGCAUUCCCGUUGUGUGUCUUGGUUCUUUUCUGGAUUAUUCCUGAGAGUCCGAGGUGGCUUGUGCGAAAGGGUCACCGUGAGCGUGCUAUUAAGCAUCUUCGUUGGCUUCGUGGGUCUGCCUUUACAGAACAGGAAGCGGAGGUGGAGGUGAACAUUUUGCAGGAGAGUGUUGAUGGUGAUGCUGUGACAAAGGGACAUUGGAAGGACUUCCUAAAGGGGUCAAACAAGCGACGACUCGGAAUUGCGAUAGCAUCCGGGAUGUUUAAUCAACUGACCGGCCAAAGCUUCAUGAGCCAAUACGGAGCCAUAUUCAUCAAAAGCCUCAAUACGAUGAGCCCUUUUACUUUCAGGGUGGUUUCCUCCGCUGUCACGCUCGUAGGUCCAAUCAUCAGCUUCUCCUUGGUUGAUUUGAUUGGCCGACGGAGAAUGUACUUGACUGCAGGAAGUGCCUGUACAGCGGUGCUUCUCAUCUGCGGUGGAUUAGGAACAGGAAAUGUUACCUCCGGCGACAAGACUGGCAUUGUGACCGUCUGUGUUCUCUUUGGAUUUUUUUACAUUAUGUCCUUUGGAGCCAUCGGUGCCGUCACUGCAGCAGAAGUUCCCCAUUUACAAUUGCGCGACAAGAAUUCAAUGAUAGUAUAUUGCGUGCAAUUUGUUUGUGACUUUGUCGUCUCCUUUACCCUUCCAUACUUACUCGACGCUGGAUAUGCCAAUUUGCAAUCUAAGGUUGGAUUCAUCUAUGGUGGACUCGGAUUUCUCGGUCUUGUCUGGGCAUACUUUUACUUACCAGACAUGGCUGGUCGCUCUCUUGAAGAACUGGAGAUCAUGUGGGCAGAGAAAAUUCCUGCACGUCAGUUCCGAAAAUGGAAAUGUCCCGUUCACGUUGGCGCAGACGACGAAUCCACGUUUACUGGCGUACAGCAUGAAACCACCAAGGUUUAA